Molecule: messenger RNA, 938 nt
Organism: Hibiscus syriacus
Lineage: Eukaryota; Viridiplantae; Streptophyta; Magnoliopsida; Malvales; Malvaceae
Exons: 4
Coding region: 41-469 (142 amino acids)
Source: RefSeq, a predicted model, not a curated record
ACAACUGCUUCACUCUUCUUUAUUUUGCUGAUGCCCAAGCAUGCCGCUCACUAUCUCUCUUACCUAUCAUCAGGGUUCAUCACCGGAAGUUAUCCGUCGUGCCGCCACUCUCUCGUCGUUACCCUCUCAUCAGGGUUCAUCAGCUGUCUGGCUUACCAUCUAUAGGAUUCUCUGCAAAUAUCCUCUGUUUUCGGUCAUUCCCUCUUCUAGUGUUUGUAUCCUUGCUUCCAACUCUGUUUUCUGCCCAGCCCACCAGGAUGGUUUGCACUUGAAAUUUUUAGGAAAGGAUUUAAGAAGAAGAAGAAGAAGAAAAGAUUCUCAAGCGUUCCUUGCUUCUCUUCUGCCAUGGAUCCUCCUUAUUUGUUGGCCCUUCCUUAGUCCUCUUUAUUUUUUACUGCAUCAGGGCCAUGACAUCCCAUCGCCUGUCCAUUCUAUUAACAUUCUCUCUUUCAUGGUAAGAAAACUGUGAGUUGACGCUGUCUGUCCCUCGUACCGCUGCUGCUGCUGUGACUCUUGUCAAUGGCGGCCUUGGUAAUGGCCAAAUCGGACAAUUUUUAUUGAAUUGGUAGCUCCUUAAUCAACUCGAAACCCCGUUGUCCAAUCUUCAAUUCGAACCAAAAAUUGAUUUAGUGUGGUAUUAAUUUCUAUAUUAAUCUAAAAAUUGUUGUAUUGGGAUAUUAAAUCGGACGUCGUAAUUUUUUUCCAGGGGAUAUCAAACUGGAAUCGAAAUUACCGCCACCUCAAUCUUUGACUCGAAUUACAAUACCUAACCCUGAAUUUUAGUUGGUACUUUGGCUUUAGAUUAGUUUAUUGAUAAAUUAGGUUAAUAAAAUUAUUAUUUGAUUAUAUUGUAGGAGUCGAUUCGAUUCGACCCACUGUUAGAGCUAAACGUGGAAGACGUAAUGAUCGUCGUUAGAGUUAUUUGGUCGAAGUGUCUC